CCUGUUUUCAAGAAGCGGGUAUAUGAAAGUCCGAAGAUGUCAAGUCUCAGCUCACGAAGUUCUCGCCGGAGGAAUGCAACAAACGAUGAACAGUUGUCAGGUGACCUGUUAAGUGCUGGGACUACGUUUGAAAGAACUGGGGAAUCAAGUCGUACACGUGGGAGAGCACGGCGUAAUCGGUCAGGACACACCGAGCCUACAAGCAAUGCAGAACCCACAUCCGGUCUUCGUACAUCCGAAGUGGAGCCGGGUAGUCCUUUAUCAUACAGCGAUAUGUCUAGUGUGGCGACUGGGGUCGAAGAUGUUUUGAGUUCAGUUCGACCUGGCGUCAAUGAUGAAUUGGCUGUUCGUGCUGUUUUGUCUCAAUCUGGACCUCUUGUUCCCGCAACAGGUGUCCCUGGUACUACUGAUGGGUCGACUGCUAGUGGACCUCAGACUGUAAUAUGGGGUACCGAUGUAAACAUUGCUCAAGUGAUGUCAAGAUUUAAACACUUCCUAUUGACCUACAUCCCUCCAGACUUAACCGGCCAACCGAAUCUAACAACGGGUCAACCCAUAAAUCCACAAAGACCUCUUUAUAUCCAACGAAUGGAAGAUCUUGCAAUAUCAGGUUCGACUGCCUUAGACAUUGACUGUGAACAUCUUCGUUCUGCCAGGCCAGAUUUGUAUACGCAGUUGGUAACAUUUCCGAAGGAAGUUAUUCCAGCAUGUGAUGCUGCUACACACGCCUUAUUUUUAGACCGUUUCCGGGAAGUCCAGUUGGAAAGAUCAAUACAGAUUCGUCCAUUCAAUUGUGCAAGGUCUCGAGAUCUACGCAGUCUUGAUCCAGAUGAUCUUGAUCAACUUGUAACUGUCUCUGGUCUUGUAAUACGUUUAUCCCCGCUCAUCCCUGAAAUGAUGCGUGCAGAGUUCAAAUGUGCCAUCUGUGGUGCAAUGACAUCUGUUCCAUGUGAACGUGGUCGUAUUGCAGAACCAGAAGCGUGCAUACGUUGUCAUUCGGCUCAUACAGCUCAACUACAACAUAAUCGAUGUUUAUUUGUGGAUAAACAAAUGAUUAAAUUACAGGAAUCUCCAGAAAAUAUGCCUGCUAGCCAGACUCCUCAUACAGUACUUAUGUAUGCUCACGAAGAACUUGUUGAUAAAAUUCAACCGGGUGAUCGUGUUAUCGUUACGGGUAUUUAUCGUGCAAUACCACUACGAAUGUCUAACCGACAACGUACUCUUAAAGCGGUUUACAAAACAUAUAUAGAUGUUCUUCAUUUUCUCCGAGAAGGCGAUGAUCGAGUUCAAAAUGAUGGGCUCGCUACUGACGAAAAUACUUCUAUUGAGGAAGCACAUAUUUUACGUCAAUUCACGGAGGAACGUAUUGAAGAAUUUCAUACAUUGGCUCGUAAACCUGAUUUAUAUGAACGACUUGCUGCUGGUAUCGCACCAACAAUUUAUGAAAACGAAGAUAUUAAAAAGGGUAUUCUCCUACAAUUAUUUGGUGGUACACGUAAAGACUUCAGUGCUAAAGGACGUGGUGAUUUUCGUUCUGAAAUCAAUAUACUUUUAUGUGGUGACCCAGGUACUUCAAAAUCUCAACUUCUGCAGUAUGUAUACCGUCUUACUCCUCGUGGCCAAUAUACUUCUGGCAAGGGAAGUUCUGCUGUUGGUUUAACGGCCUACAUUACAAAAGAUGCAGAAACGCGUCAAUUAACACUGCAAACUGGAGCAUUAGUGUUGGCUGAUAAUGGGAUAUGUUGUAUCGACGAAUUCGACAAAAUGUCCGAUUCAACUCGUUCUGUACUACACGAAGUAAUGGAACAACAAACUCUAAGUAUUGCUAAAGCUGGUAUUCUUUGUCAACUUCAUGCUAGGACUUCAAUUUUAGCAGCUGCUAAUCCAAUCGGUUCUAAAUGGGAUCCUAGCAAAACGAUUAUUGACAAUAUACAGUUACCUCAUACUCUUCUAUCAAGAUUCGAUCUCAUUUUUCUUAUAUUGGAUCCACAAGAUGAAGUUUAUGAUACAAGAUUAGCCAGACAUUUGGUUGGGUUGUAUUAUCGUGGUACUACUCCAAGUCAGAUUGAUAGCAGUCAGGAUAUUCCAACCAACAGUAAUAAUAAUACUCGAGGUACACGUAGACCGCGUCCAGGAGCUGUUCUACUGGACAUGGAUAGUCAAACUGAUGAUGAUCCAUCAUUUGUAAACGGGAAACUCUUGAAGGAUUAUAUAGCCUAUGCUAAGAUGAAGUACUUUCCCAAACUAACGGAAGAAGCCGGUGAAUAUUUAGUUCGUGAGUAUGUAGAAAUGCGAAAACUGGGUUCAGGUCGUGGACAGGUAACUUAAUGAUUAAUUUAUUGCAUCACCACUUUUUCAUGUCAUCAGUGUUGUAUCAGUUAACUUAUAUACUUUUAAAGACUACAAUACAAAAUAAUUUUUUAUCACAGGUCCUCUAAAUAUUGAUUCUUAUUAUCGGCCGUUUUGGCGAUUGCUGAAUUUCAUAGUUCACAUCAUGGACUGAUCUUACUUAAACAACCACUAGAAAACAGGACACAUUCGAAAGCUGUUUUGUCUUAGUGUGGGGCUCCUUAGAAAUGUAAACCCACCAUUUUACUGGGGAUCUGACCCAGAUCUCGAGGUUAGUACUGCUGAAAAGUCCCAUGUUUGGACUGGUUUUCAGUAGUUGUCUGACUAUGAUUAGUUCGUGGUGUAAACUAAAAAUAUCGAUUUUCCACUUGUUUUAAUAGUUAGUUACAGCUUUUGUUGUUACGAGAGAUGCAAAAAACUAGGAGAACAUGCUAGGAUCAAUACUACUCCUUGGCUUCGUUUUAACUUGGAAUUAUUCUUAAAAAUCAUCACAUGUUCAGGUCGUAUAGCCCCGUUCAUCAAAGGCUAUUUCAAAGUUUGGAUUUUUAAUCCUCCUACAUUGGUUGGAGUUCUUGUUUCUUGAAGUUCUGUUAUUCUGAACAGGUCAACGGGAUGGCAGUGAAACCAAAGUAACAGAUAUACAGUCCGCUGUACUUGUACUGCCAACGGUACUUGGGUUUAAUAGCAGUAUGAUGUUUCGUGCGGACAAUAAACGUGUCCAUCCAUGAUAUCUUUUCACAAAUGAAAGUGGGGUUAAAAUCUGAACUAUAAGACUAAAACACUUCACCUUACCCCACAAAUUUCCGUCACCUGAGGUAGGAUCUGAAAAGUAGGAAGCUAAUACAUUUACAACUUCUCACAAAGGCCAGUGCAUUACCAGCCUAAAGCCUAUGCAUUCAUGUUCUUAGUUUAUCCAGAUCACCCUUUACCCAGUUUUCUUUCCAGAUAGCUCUAGAAGAAAUAUCCUUCUACUAUUCAGACAACUGUCAAAUGACAUUCACUUACAUACCUUUAACAAAAUCCAAGCUCAUUCUAUUCAUGUUUUAAAAAUAGGUCUAUAGAAUUUAAUACUCAGAACUCAAUUUCAACCGGUGUUUGUUGGUGGCAUAUGUGCAUGCUGUUCUGAUAGCCUCAAUAUAACCAUUUUAUCACAGUUUUUAUAGAAUAAGUAGAUUGUGGCUAGCAGUUAAAUCUAAGACGCACGUUUCAUCUUACUUGGAUCUCGUCAUUUGGAUGUGCCUACAUCCUACUGUUGAUGCUAAUAUACUGACUCGAACCCCUACAAAUAAAUACCAUAUCCUUUAAUUAGGUUAAUUGGAUUAUGAACCCAGUAACUCAAUAGAUAAUGAGUUGGUGUUUAAAUCAGAUGGCAUUAAGUUCGUUUUCGGGAGUGCAAAGUGACACUGGGAUGCAGGCAUAUUCAGCUGACGAAUGCCAAAAUAAAAUGAAAUGUACAUCCCGCAUUCCAUUUUUAGCUAUAAUCAGUUUAUCGUUUAAAUGUUUAGAGUUGUUUUAGAAACAGAUUACCAGCGUUUUAAAGGCUGUAGGUUAUUCAAAUUUACAAUAUUUAUCCAAAAAUAUUGAAACAGUUUGAUGAAUUCUACUCCCACUUACACAGCCGCCCAUCAGGUGUUUUUGUGACUUGGAUCGCCUAAUCUACUAAGGGGGAUGGGACAGUGCAUGACGUUAUUUUUUUGUGUGACAAGUCUUCUUAUUGAACACUUGAAUCGGUUUCCUAAGCUCUUUAAUAACCCAAGGCUAAAUUUACACGAGAAAAACGGCGCGUAAUGUGAAAAAGGUCUUUACUCCAAGGUUAGGCUAUGUACAGAAAACCGAGAGUACUUAUGGUAUUUCAGAUGGCCUUAGGCUUCUGAAACCAUACUAAACAUAGUAGCAGGACAGAUCACCAUCCAAUUAGAAAUGUGACUCGCGAACCUUCACUUUCUGUAUAUGUCCGAGAAACUUCUGUUCAACGAUGAUUAGAUAAAAUGUUUCCCGGGAUUUCCGGAGCCGUUCUGGACUUUUUCGAGGAAUACUUGAUAUCUCUCCAACAGUGUGCAAAGUUCAAAGAUAGUUGUGUGCUAUAUGCAUACAAUCUACCCCGUUAUUGUUCCUAACUUGACUUCCAGUCUAAUACAGAAAUUAUAAUUUCAUAUAACGUACUUCAUACCUGAUAAGACGAACACAAGUUUUAAUAUCACUAUGUAUUAUACUGUAAUAAACUUUGCUAUUCUCACCAUUAGUCUAUCUAGUUUAACUUAUAAGGUAUACAUAAGACUUUCUUAUGUUGUAUUAUUACAUUUCUAUUCUAUUUCAUUCUCAGGAUCUAUUACAUAAUUGAAAUGAAUUUGUUUUGUUUUCUUAUUCUCAUCUAUUCUUGUAAUUAACUUAUAAUUUCCAUAUUUAUUAUUAUUAAUACCAACCUUAUAAGAUAUCCGCAUAUCCUCGUCAACUUGAAUCACUUGUACGUUUAGCUGAAGCUCAUGCUCGUUUACGAUUAUCAAAUCAUGUUACGGCUGAUGAUUGUCGUGAAGCUCGACGUUUACAACGUGAAGCGUUAAAACAAGCAGCUAUUGAUCCGCUUACUGGUACUAUCGAUAUCAAUAUUUUAACAACAGGUAUCAGUAGUAGUGUACGUAAACGACGUGAAGAAAUGGCAAUGGCAAUAUGGUCACUUCUUGAAGAACGUCCUCGUGUAUUAACUUUUGUUUAUUCACGUGUACUAGAAGAUUUACGUGCACGUUCUGAACGUAUGAUUACACGUGAAAAUUUUGAAGAUGGAUUAAAUUUCUUAAAAAAUACAAAUAAAAUUGAUUGGGCCGGAAAUACUAUACGUAAACGUUAGAAAAACAACAACUUUUAAUUAUCUUUUUUUGUAUGCAAUUGUUUUCUAUUCGAAAAAAAACUACAACAACAAAAAGAACAAAAACUUUUACAGUGCAGAUUUUCGUAUUUUUUGUAUUUUUGUUUGUUUGUUUGCUUAAAUAAAGUGUUUAUUAUCUUAGAUAA
This is a messenger RNA of Schistosoma bovis, 5358 nucleotides long. The record is from the annotation of a GenBank genome assembly. Lineage: Eukaryota; Metazoa; Platyhelminthes; Trematoda; Strigeidida; Schistosomatidae.